UUGUUCUAGUUGAAUCAGUGGGAAAUCCUCGUGGAUGGAGCAAGCAUCUCUCUCUUUACCGUCCUCUCCCCCGACACAAUUCUUAGCUCAUUGAAUAAACAAGUCCCGCUCAGCAGGGAAGCGUCAUUUUGAUUUCUAGAAGAAACCGAAAAAAAAAACCAACAUGAAACGUGGAACAGAUCUUCGCAAUCGCAUCUCAUCUAAACAAGACGAGGAGCCAAAGAAACCAAGGUUUGAAAAGAGAGAAGAAUUUGAUCUCAUUCCUGUCGACAAGAAAAGCUCGGUCUUUAAGGUAGCGUUUGAUUACUACACUCCGCGUUCUCAUUUUGUGAUCCUUCCUCGUGAUGGCGGACCUGGGGUCGAAGGGAACGACUAUAACAAUUUGAGCACUGAGACAAAGCAAGAAUUAGUCAGAGUUGCUUCGGCGAUUGUUUCGGAGUACAAACUGAAGACGCUGGCAACGUUGUCGGUUCAUCGUGGGUCGUGGAUCACCACCAAGCGUAUGUUCCACGCUCAUGUGUGCGCUGAUGUUGAUGAUUACAUCAAAGUGUUUAAGAAGAAAGAAAAACAGAUCCCAGACUGGCCGAGUUCUAGGUAUGUCACGAAGCAAUGGCGGGCAAGUAGAGAUCCUAGAGACUACGAAGCCAAUGUUCGAGGCUAUCCAUUCAGAACGUAUAUGAAGGAAGAGAUUCAAGAUAUAGAAAUCAUAAGGAAAAGAGGGCAUGCAAAACCAUCACCGAACAAGGACAAAGACAAGGGUUCAAGUUCCGCUUCGAGCGACACUUGCGAAGGAUUCACAUUGUUGUACCAUCCCACCGAGCCAAGGGUAGGAUUUGCCGCGGUGAAAAAGUCCAAUUUUACCGCAGAAGAUUACUUGCAAGUGUUGGAUGUCAUGAACAAGUAUGCUGGAGAGAAUAACCUCACAGAUAUCAACAGUAAAGGAGACGAUAGAGGAUGCCACUUAUGUGUUGUCUUCAAUGCGGACCUUAAACAUGGUUUUGAGUUUGGUUCAUCAACUGACGAUGAUCUAAUUCUUCAAGGCUACUUACAGUUAAGUGGGCCAAAAUACUACCGGGACUUUUGUCCUGAAGACAUGAAGGAAAGCUGGUUCGAGAAGUUUAGUAGCAACGUUGAUUAUAAGGUUUACACUUGAGGUAUAGUCAUUCGUCCGUGAAAGAAAAUCUUUGAUUUAACUGUUUGUUUUAAAAAAAGAACUUUUUGUAACGAUAUAGCCGCCAUGUUGGAGGAAUAAAAAUAUCGUUGUUUUAAGGUUAAUUAAUUAAAGGCUUAUGUUGAUUUUAAGGUUUACACUUGAGGUAUAGUCACUAGUUCUUUAGAGAAAAUGUCUGAUUCACUGUUGGGUUUUGGGACGUUUUUAUACUCCAGAUAUAAAUGGAAUGGAUAGACCACUUGCAUGUGACGUCAAACCAGCUCAAUAGAUCCUUUUCGAGUUCCAAAAUACCGGUUUUUUUCUUUUGAUUACAGACUCAUUUACUCAGGCUUAGCCUCGAAUCAGUGUCUAAAUAUUCACAAAUACCAACGGUAAAGUAAAGAAUGCACAACUUCAACAAUACGAACACUUUGAAACUUGACGGACCUUGACUAAGCUACAUUCACUCCAAACUAAGCUGCAUUCCGACGUACUGCAAGGGUUCUAUACUGGUAAACAAAUUCUUUGGCUAUACAAUGUACUUUAGACGCCCUACUUUUAGAACUUACGUGUGUACUUAAUCAUUUUGGUUUUGGUGCAUUUGUAAAUAAUUCAUAUGCAUUCAAGGAAAUAAAUUGUUUUUUCUUUGCCUGA
This is a messenger RNA of Actinia tenebrosa (Australian red waratah sea anemone), 1804 nucleotides long. RefSeq lists its product as uncharacterized. NCBI's taxonomy places the organism in Eukaryota, Metazoa, Cnidaria, Anthozoa, Actiniaria, Actiniidae. The record is from RefSeq and is a predicted model, not a curated record.